CAAAACUCUGGCCAAGGAGACAACAAGACCCGUCUGAAUUCUGGGACCAGUCUGGGAAUCCCCAAGGGUAGAAGAGGGAAAUAUAGCAAUAAAAGUUGAAGAACUAAAGGUCCAAACUUCAAGGUCACACAGCGGGGGGAAAAAACACAAUGGAUUUGGACUAAAAUGAUCAGAGGUGAUCUCCAAAUUUGAGAUGAGGCUGUCUUUGACAUCUUUGAUGGUGGGUUUUGCCUUGGCCCUGGUCUUCCUGGGUCCCUGCCCUGGCUUGACGGCCCCACUUGAUGGAUCAGAUGAUGAUCGUUUUGACCUGGGGAACUAUGACCUGAACAGUGUAACAGACUGGGACAACCUGGAACCCAACAUUUAUGGUGACAAUUAUGAUUAUGAGGACCAAGAGAUUGAAGUAGAGACUGUAGCAGCAGAUAUCAACCGAAUCGGCAGUCACCCAAAAGUUGACCACCAUGAGGAAAAAGUGACCCUGCCUACUUUGCCGCCAUUUCCUGUGACACUGGACUUCAGAGGAUCCGGCCUAUUUGGACCUGAGACUGGACUGGGAAUGCCUACCUGCCUUCUGUGUGUAUGUAUCGGAGGGAGUGUAUACUGUGACGACACAGGCCUGGAACAGAUACCACCCCUGCCCAAGGACACAAGCCAUUUUUAUGGACGUUUCAACAGCAUCCGACAUGUCAAGAACACUGACUUCAUAAACCUCAGUAGGCUUCAGUCUAUUGACCUCACUGGAAACCAGAUUUCUGAAAUGGAUGAAGAUGUAUUUCGCCCGCUACAGCAGCUCCAUGACUUGUUGUUAGCUGAGAACAACCUGCAGGCCUUGCCAGAACUUCCACUUACCUUGAAGCACAUUGAUCUACGAAACAACAGACUGAUCAGCCGAGGGAUCCAUUCAGAGUCCUUCAAGGAUAUGAGUCAGCUGGAAUUCCUCUACCUAUCUAAUAAUAAACUGGAUUACAUUCCAACACCGCUGCCAUUGAGUCUCAGAGUGUUACACCUGCAGGGCAACAACAUCCAGUCCCUGCAUGAAGACACCUUCUGCGACAGCCACGACCGUUACUUCAUUCGGCGCAACCUGGAGGACAUCCGUCUGGAUGGCAAUCCUUUGGACAUGAAUCUGUUUCCUCAGGCCUAUGUCUGCCUGCCACGCCUGCCUGUAGGAAGUCAUUGAUAUUUACCAUUAAAAAAGAAAAAAAAAACAACAUCACUUUCAUUUGUAUGUGAAAAUUGAUAAAGAGUGUUUGUAAGUCCUAAAUAUCAUAAUACAGUUGGCUGUGGAUGUAGUUGGUUAUUGAUAUUUGAGAUUGACUGAUGUGCCUCAUGGGUUUUUUCGGGUACUCCAGUUUUCUCCCACAUUCCAAAAACAUAAAGGUUAACUGGAGACUAAAUUGUCCAUAGGUGUGAAUGUGGGUGUGAAUGGUUGUUUGUCAGGCGACCAGUUCAAGGUGUACUCCGCCUCUCCCCAAAAUGAUCUGGGAUAGGCUCCAGCACAACCGCGACCCUCGUGAGGAUAAGCGGUACAGAGAAUAGAUGGAUGGAUAUCGACUGACUCUGUCUGUUGCAGCUGACAAUGUGCCAUGUGACCUUUAGAAGAACACCACUGUUUAUUCCUUGGUUAAUAGCCAUAAGAAACCCUUCAAGCAAUUAACUCUUGAUGUUAUACAAAUAAUAAUUAUCACUUAGCAGUUUUUCUCUUUUUUAAUUAUUAUUAUUUUUUUGAUCUAGUUGUAAAUCUGGCGGCAUGGUGGCCGACUGGUUAGAGCGUCAGCCUCACAGUUCUGAGGACCGGGGUUCAAUCCUCUUUCCCAUUCUUGCUUGAUGUACAACUUUAGUUAUUUAACAGUCUGGCCUCUCAAUUGUCGUAUUUUGCUCUUCAUAAUCCAAUACGCAUUUUCAAUGUGAGACAGGUCUGGACUGCUGGCAGGCCAGUCUAGUACUUGCACUCUUCUACUACAAAGCCACGCUGUUGUAACGUGCAGAAUGUGGCUUGGCAUUUUCUUUCUGAAUUAAGCAGGGACAUCCCUGAAAAAGACGUUGCUUCAAUGGCAGCAUAUUGUUAGCCUAAUAGUAUAAUUGGCUAAGUCAUUUUUAACUAAUUGUCAUGAUUUCAAUAAAAAAAUAACAGUUUUUUUUUUCUGAAAAAAAUUAUGUUUUUUCUAUAUGUUGGUUUAGAUUCUCAGUCAUCCAGGUCAUGAUAAACUGCAAAGGUUGAAUCGUGGCAACUGGACUCUUCUUGCUUGUUGAAUUAGUUGUGUUUAUUCUGGUUUCCCAAAAAUGUUCAAAAAAUUACUUGGGCAAUUAUUCUAUUAGGCUAAUGAUAUGUUGCUCCAAAACCUGUAUGUACCUUCCAGUAUUAAUGGUGCCUUCACAGAUGUGCAUGUUACCCAUGCCAUGGAUGCUAACACACCCCCAUACCAAAACAGAUGCUGAUUUUUGAACUGCAAAGUUAAAAAAGAAAAGUUGUUCUUCGACUGUUGGACUAUUUGCUCCCACAAUUGUUCACAAAGUGAUGAACCCCACCCCAUCAUUGCUUGUGAACAACUGAGCCUUUCGGGGAUGCUCCUUUUUCACCCAAUUAUGACACUUUUUGUUAUGUUUUACAUAAUGUCCCAACUUCAUUGGAAUUGGGGUUUGUAGUUAAGGUUAUCUUUUAAUCUGUUCCAUAUACACUGAACAAAAAUAUAAAUGCAGCACUUUUGUUUUUGCUCCCAUUUUUCGUGAGCUGGACUCCAAGAUCUAAAACUUUUUCUACAUACACAUUUCCCUCAAAUAUUGUUUACAAAUCUGUCAGGAAUGUCCACCAGAGCUGUUGCGAGUGAAUCAAAUGUUAAUUUCUCUACCAUAAGCCGUCUCCAAAGGCGUUUCAGACAAUUUGGCAGUACAUUCAGCCGGCCUCACAACCGCAGACCACGUGUAACCACACCAGCCCAGGACCUCCACAUCCAGCAUGUUCACCUCCAAGAUCGUCUGAGACCAGCCACCCGGACAGCUGCUGCAACAAUCGGUUUGCAUAAAGAAUUACUGCACAAACUCUCAGAAACUGUCUCAGGGAAGCUCACCUGCAUGCUCGUCGUCCUCAUCGGGGUCUCGACCUGACUGUAGUUCGUCGUCGUAACCAACUUGAGUGGGCGAAUGCUCACAUUCGAUGGCGUCUGGCACGUUGGAGAGGUGUUCUCUUCACGGAUGAAUCCCGGUAUUCACUGUUAAGGGCAGAAGGCAGAUAGUGUGUGUGGCGUCGUUUGGGCGGUGUGCUGAUGUCAACGUUGUGGAUCGAGUGGCCCAUGGUGGCGGUGGGGUUAUGGUAUCGGCAGGCGUAUGUUAUGGGCAACGAGCACAUGUGCAUUUUAUUGAUGGCAUUUUGAAUGCACAGAGAUACCGUGACAAGAUCCUGAGGCCCAUUGUUGUGCCAUUCAUCCACGACCAUCACCUCAUGUUGCAGCAUGAUAAUCCAGGGCCCCAUGUUGCAAGGAUCUGUACACAAUUCCUGGAAGCCGAAAACAUCCCAGUUCUUGCAUGGCCAGCAUACACCCCGGACAUGUCACCCAUUGAGCAUGUUUGGGAUGCUCUGGAUCGGCGGAUAAGACAGUGUGUUCCAGUUCCUGCCAACAUCCAGCAACUUCGCGCAGCCAUUGAAGAGGAGUGGACCAACAUUCCACAGGCCACAAUCAACAACCUGAUCAACUCUAUCCAAAGGAGAUAUGUUGCACUGCGUGAGGCAAAUGGUGGUCACACCAGAUACGGACUGGUUUUCUGACCCCCCCAGACCCCCACAAUAAAGCAAAACUGCACAUUUCAGAAUGGCCUUUUAUUGUGGCCACCCUAAGGCACACCUGUGCAAUAAUCAUGCUGUCUAAUCAGCAUCUUGAUAUGCCACACCCGUGAGGUGAGAUGGAUUAUCUCAACAAAGGAGAAAUGCUCACUAACACAGAUUUAGAAUCAAUAUUUGAACAAUAUUUGAACAAUAUUUGAGGGAAAUGGCCGUUUGUGUAUGAAGAAAAAAGGUUUAGAUCUUUGAGACCAGCUCAGGUAAAAUGGGAGCAAAAACAAAAGUGUUGCGUUUAUAUUUUUGUUCAGUUACUAGUUUAAAGUGGGAGCUUGUAUUUGAAGUGUAUUCAGUUGUGUAUACGUUGAAAAGGAUUUGCAAAUCAUUGUACUCUGUUUUCAUUACGUUUUACACAAUGUCCCAAAUUUAUGGGAAUUGGGAUUUGUAGUGAAGCUUAUCUUUUAAUCUGUUCCAAAUAUGUUACUAGUUUAAAGUGGCUGCAUCAUAUCUGUAACACCAUUCGAUUAGUUGAUUGUUUGAAAUGAAUAAAGACAUCUUAACCUUCAA
This is a messenger RNA of Phyllopteryx taeniolatus (common seadragon), 4339 nucleotides long. It is a transcript of the gene optc, whose product is annotated as opticin. The record is from RefSeq and is a predicted model, not a curated record. The transcript is spliced from 8 exons. Gene Ontology annotation, molecular function: protein binding. Bases 194 to 1180 code for a protein of 328 amino acids. Lineage: Eukaryota; Metazoa; Chordata; Actinopteri; Syngnathiformes; Syngnathidae.